AUGGCAAAUUUGCAUCCCCUCGCGGGAGGUUUGCAUAUUUUGUUGUUCAUAUUGGGAAUACUAUCUCUUUUGCUGAGGUUCUAUUCUCGAGCAUUCGUCAUUCGAAGAUGGGGUCUCGAUGACACGCUUGCGGUCGCGACUUUGUUCCUGUAUGUCGCGCUCCAAGCCGUACACCAGCUCAUGCUGAACGCGGGAUGUGGCUUGGACGGUCCAAAUGAAUGCAGCCCGACUAUAAAUUCAAGCAUUCCAAAGAUCCUGUUGGCCACUCAAGUGCUGUACGCACUGACGCACUUCACGAUCAAAAGUACAUUCCUUGCAUUCUAUGUGCAUCUGUCCCCAGCGCGGACCUUUCGCAUCCUAGUGUAUGUUGGAGCAGCUCUGAACGCAUCUGUAUUCAUCACCAACGAACUCCUCAUCGUUCUGCGCUGUCAACCGCCCAAAGAAGUGUUCUCGCCAGGUUCCACCCCGGACGCAAAGUGCAUGUCGCAGGCAGUGACAUUUUGGUCUCCUGUGGUACUUAACCUCAGUGUCGAUGUCUACAUCCUUACACUCCCAAUCCCCGUUAUCUGGGGCCUCCGCAUGCCUGCCAAACGUCGCCUCGCCGUUCUGGCCAUCUUUAGCUCAGGCUUCAGUGCAAUUCUGACAUCUGCAUUCUGGGUCUUCGCCUGGGGCAAAAUGCGCGAUCAUCAGACUUCGCCCGCGCUUGCAAUCAACACCAUCAUCUCCUCUGUGGAACUCUUCUUUGCGGUAAUGGCCGUCAACAUGCCGGCUUUCAAACCGCUUUGGACACGGAUGGUAGGCGAUGUGACGACGCCACCGGCUGCAUCGUACAAAAUGGAUGGCUGGUCGCGCGAGAAAAGUACACCGAGGUCCAGACCUGCACCUGUGGAAAGUUCAAUCAUUUCCUCUAUGGGGAAGUCGUCGAGGGAUUCGAGGGGUGUUCUGGGCUCGGAGUCCGAAGAGGACCUUGUUGAAGCACAGACGCCUUUGCAUUCGGAUGGCGCGAGUGCAGCGGAAGCGGGACGGAGACGGGUAUGGAUGGAUGAAGAUGGAAUUGAAUUUGUAAUCGCGGUGCCUUCAAGAAGCGACAAGUACUCUUCUUCGUCGGAAAGGCGUCGCGACCCUCGAGAUGAGAUUUGUUUCGACACUUGA
Molecule: messenger RNA, 1152 nt
Organism: Paraphaeosphaeria sporulosa
Lineage: Eukaryota; Fungi; Ascomycota; Dothideomycetes; Pleosporales; Didymosphaeriaceae
Exons: 6
Coding region: 1-1152 (383 amino acids)
Source: RefSeq, a predicted model, not a curated record